Messenger RNA from Ahaetulla prasina, 3386 nucleotides. It is a transcript of the gene MAMDC2, whose product is annotated as MAM domain containing 2. NCBI's taxonomy places the organism in Eukaryota, Metazoa, Chordata, Lepidosauria, Squamata, Colubridae. Bases 250 to 2121 code for a protein of 623 amino acids. The transcript is spliced from 14 exons. The record is from RefSeq and is a predicted model, not a curated record. Gene Ontology annotation, cellular component: membrane.
GGAUCUUUCUUCUAUUUGCUUUGAGCAGGCCCUCCCUUCCUCCCGCGGAGCUGGCGGGCUGCCUCCGAGGCUGUCCAAGCUCAGCCCCUCCUUCCCACCUCCCCACCGGGUUGCUGCUUCGCUUCGGCUGCUCGCGGCUUCUAAAUUGGCAUUGCGCGCAGCGCCUUCGGCUCCUCGAGGCGGGAGAUUAGCCGCGCGGUGGCCGCCGAGCUGCUUUGUCCUCCUCGCCUCCUCACUCCCGGCGCCGCUAUGAUCUUGCGCUGCCUUCUCGCCGUGCAAGUUUUGCAGUUAGCCAGAGCCCUUGAAUCGUACUCUGCUGGCUCUUGUGCCUUUGAAGACAGCACUUGUGGCUAUGAAACGGACAUCACCGCACUUCCAUGGAUUUUGAAUGAGGAAGGUCAUUACAUUUCUGUGGAUACCUCACGAGGAACAAGUGGUGACACAGCUGUAUUGCUCAGCCCUGAACUAUACACAGGAGAGUGGAGUUGUAUUCGACUUAUAUAUCAGAUUGCAUCCGCUUCAGAAUUGCCACUAGGUUCUAUUACCCUAAACCUAUAUAUAAGAGUGGAAGGUGAAAGCUUUGAUCAUUUGCUUUGGACAACCACAGAACAUUCAGAAAGCUGGCUCAUAGCCAGUGUAGAUGUAAAAAAUAGGACAGACAGAUUCAAGAUUGUAUUGGAAGGUGUACUGGGAACAGAAACUUUUGCCAGCAUAGCAAUUUUUGAAAUCAAAAUUUCAACUGGCUACUGCAUAGAAUGUGAUUUUGAAGAAAAUCAUCUUUGUGGUUUUAUGAACCGCUGGAAUCCAAAUGUUAAUUGGUUUGUUGGUGGUGGAAACAUAGGAAAUUCACAGUCUAUCCUUCCAAAAGAUCAUACCUUUAGGAAUGAAUUUGGUCAUUACAUGUAUGUGGAUUCUCUCUACGUCAAGCACUUUCAGGAAGUAGCUCAACUGGUUUCACCUAAGACACUAACUCCAAUGUCAGGCUGUUUAUCUUUUUAUUAUCAAGUACAGCAGGAAAAUGUCAUUGUUUUUACUAUUUAUACAAGAGAUGUAAAUGGCUUUUAUGAGGAGCUUUGGAAAGCAGAUAGACCAACGAAUAAUGAUUGGCUGUUAGGUGAAGUUGACUUCAACGCACCAUAUCCAAUGGAGGUUAUUUUUGAAGUUGCUUUCAGCAGUGCCAAAGGAGGAUAUUUGGCUCUUGAUGACAUUUCUUUCUCCCCAGUUUUCUGUAGAAAUCAAACAGGCACGUCCUUCAUUCCCUUACAGGCAAGUUGCACUUUUGAGGAGAAUUUUUGCCAUUUUUAUCAAGAUUACAAGGAUGGUCCUGGUUGGAGCAGGAUAAAAGUGAAGCCUAAUGCAUAUAGACCGGGUGACCACACUACUGGCACAGCUGGAAAAGCUAGCAUUUUGGGGGAAAUGGGCUUGGAAAAAUUAAGAUUGACUGUAUUUUUGUGCACAUUUCAGGUGGUGUUUCUGAGCUGGUGUAGAAACUUUUGGGAUUGUGGAAUAGUGGCAUUAGAUGAUAUAUCAGUGAAUUUGGGAAGCUGUCAAAGUGCUGAUAUACCACCUGUUUUUCCUGGAGAAUGUACCUUUGAAAAAAAUGAGUGUGCAUUUACUCUGCAACCAAGAAAUCGGCAUGGUUGGCAUAGGAGAAGAAGUCCAACUCCUACAUCUUAUACUGGUCCAAUAGGAGACCACACUACUGGGGUAGGACAUUACAUGUAUAUAGAAGCUUCUAAUAUGAUCUAUGGACAGAAGGCACAACUUAUUUCAAGGUUAUUACGAAAGACAUUUGGACAUCAGUGCCUUAUAUUUUUUUAUCAUAUGUAUGGACACGGGACCGGACUGUUAAAUGUUUAUUUGAAAAUGCAUGGUUCUAAAAAGGAGAUCCUCAUCUGGAGAAGACGUGGUGAACAAAGCAUCUCAUGGUUAAGGGGCCUAAUAGAAUAUACAUGUGAUAAAUCUCAUCAGAUUAUAUUUGAAGCAAUUCGUGGAAUAUCAAUAAGAAGUGACAUUGCUAUAGAUGACAUUUCAUUUCGAAGAGGACCUUGUAAAGAAAUGGAAGAAACUAUACUACAGUCGUCAGGAUAUUCUGCUGAUUUCAAUGAAAUAGAGUACUGAACUCUGCAGAAGCCGAUGGAAUACCAGUGCCUUCUCUACAUUACAAACUGCACAAACUUGUCCAUACUUUCAAAUUUAAAAAUAACUACUGGAUUAUUUUGUAAAAGACACAAAGGCACAGCAAUUGCUGAGGAAAGAUUUAGUGCCUUGCUUAUGAAGUUAUUGACUCAGGGUUUCUCUCACUUUGUUUUAUGCAUAUUUUUUUUGCAUGUGACAUCAAUUAUUCUAAGGAGCUAUUGAAUUUGCACCAAAUUUGCAAAAUUCAAUAUAGAUUUUUAAAGAAGAAUUUUCAGCCAUACAUAUAAAGUAAAAUGGACACAAUCUGUCAUUGUGUUAAUAAAAUCUGCAUUCAGUGAAUGCCUCGUUGGCAAAUAAUGGAUUUGGUUAAAAAUUCUGAAAUAUGAAAGAAAUUUAUAAACACUAUUAACAUUUUAUAUGUUGUUUGCAAAUCUUUCUGUUAUUAUUUAGGAAGACUAAUAUCUGUUGGAAUCUUUUUGGUUGUGCCAAAUAUCAUGGAAUCCUAUGCAUGUCCACUCAGAAAUUCAUGGCACUGAGCUCAAUGACAGUGACUCCCAGAUGAUGUGCAUAGAUUUGCAAUUUAAGGGUCUCACCAAUAAAAUAUUUUAAUUAUUGUGCUGUUUUUUGCUAAUAAGUAUUAUAAUGAAUCCAUUUAUCAAGGCUGCAGCUGACAGAUAAAAUUUAUGUAAGUGUUCUAUAAAAUAUAAUGCAAUAUACCAAUAUUGAACAACAUACAUAUGAGGAAACUAUUUGGGAUGCAAUUUUAUUUUUUAAUAUAUUAGUAGUUUGAUAGACUUGUCAAGAACGACUUUAAGGUACAUUUAACCACAAAAUAUUAUAUUCCUGUUUGAAACAAAUGAUACCCAUUUGAAUGUUGAGUGUGUGAUAGGUAUAGAGGGACAUGAAUUUCAUAGAUGUAUAUGUGUGUACAAAUGCUUUUUCUAUAAUUUUAAUUGAUCUAAUAAAAUGUGUUUCUAAUUCACUUUAACUCCACCUGUGGCUAGAAAUGUAUUUUUUUUUAAAUGAAAUUGAUGUUUUUUCCACAAUCGUCCUACAGUGGAAACUGCCAGACCAGACUGCUUUAAUUAGCUAGCUAUGAAAUGUAUUUGAAAAAAAAUACGGUCUGUAAUGUAACAUAACUUGCCAAUUGCUGUAGUAAACAAUUCUGUUAAUAUUAUGUACCUGGCUUUCUGUUGCCAUUCAUAUGAAAUCCAGAUUAAAGUAAUUUACACCCACAAUUGGGACUG